AUGGGCCGGGCCCCGCCGGGCGAGCGCCGGCCGCCCAGCCCCGGCCCCGCCGCGCCGCCCGCGCCCUCGCCGCGCCGCGCCCGCGCCCUGGCCCUGCUCGGGGCCCUGCUGGCCGCGGCCGCGGCCGCCGCCGCCCGCGCCUACGCCCGCCACGCCGAGGCCCAGGCGGCCGCGCUGCAGGAGUCAGCCCUGAAGGCCCUGGGGACUGAAGGCCUCUUUCUCUUCUCCUCCUUGGAUGCCGACCGGGACAUGCACAUCAGCCCGGAGGAGUUCAAGCCCAUCGCUGAGAAGCUGACAGGGUCCACGCCUGUGGGCAGCUACGAGGAGGAGGAGGAGCUGCCCCCUGACCCCAGCGAGGAGACACUCACCGUAGAAGCCCGAUUCCAGCCUCUGCUCCUGGAGUCCAUGACCAAGAGCAAAAAUGGGUUCCUUGGGGUCUCCCACCUGGCCCUCUCCGGCCUCCACAACUGGACAACCGCAGCCUCGCCAAGCGCAGUGUUUGCUGCCCGCCACUUCCGACCCUUCCUUCCUCCCCGGGGCCAGGUGGAGCUGGGCCGGCCCUGGUGGAUCAUCCCCAGCGAGCUCAGCAUCUUCACCGGCUACCUGUCCAACAACCGCUUCUACCCGCCGCCACCCAAGGGCAAGGAGGUCAUCAUCCACCGACUCCUGAGUAUGUUCCACCCUCGGCCCUUCGUGAAGACGCGCUUUGCCCCUCAGGGGGCCGUUGCCUGCCUGACUGCCAUCAGCGACUUCUACUACACCGUGAUGUUCCGGAUCCAUGCAGAGUUCCAGCUCAGCGAGCCCCCCAACUUCCCCUUCUGGUUCUCACCUGGCCAGUUCACGGGUCACAUCAUCCUCUCCAAAGACGCCACCCAUGUUCGUGAAUUCCGGCUCUUCGUGCCCAAUCACAGGUCUCUGAACGUGGACAUGGAGUGGCUGUACGGAGCCAGUGAGAGCAGCAACAUGGAGGUGGACAUUGGCUACGUGCCGCAGAUGGAGCUGGAGGCCACGGGCCCCUCAGUGCCCUCUGUGAUCCGGGACGAGGACGGCAACACAAUCGACAGCCGCCUGCCUUCGGGGGAGCCCCUCCAGUUUGUGUUUGAAGAGAUCAAGUGGCAGCAGGAGCUGAGCUGGGAGGAGGCUGCCCGGCGCCUAGAGGUGGCCAUGUACCCUUUCAAGAAGGUCACAUACCUGCCGUUUACCGAGGCCUUUGACCAAGCCAAGGCCAAGAACAAGCUGGUGCACUCGAUUCUGCUGUGGGGGGCCCUGGACGACCAGUCCUGCUGAGGUUCAGGGCGAACUCUCCGGGAGACAGUCCUGGAAAGUUCGCCCAUCCUCGCCCUCCUCAACGAGAGCUUCAUUAGCACUUGGUCCCUGGUAAAGGAGCUGGAAGACCUGCAGAACAACCAGGAGAACCCAGCCCACCGGGAGCUGGCCAGCCUGCACCUGGAGAAGUACAGCUUCCCCGUGGAGAUGAUGAUCUGCCUGCCCAAUGGCACCGUGGUCCACCACAUCAACGCCAACUACUUCUUGGAUAUCACCUCCAUGAAGCCCGAGGACGUCGAGAACAACGUCUUCAGCUUCUCGUCCACCUUUGAAGACCCGUCCACGGCCACCUACCUGCAGUUUCUGAGGGAGGGUCUUCGGCGCGGCCUGCCCCUCCUCCAGCCCUAGAGUCCUCCAGUGAGGAGCCAGGCCGGUAGGGAGCCAGAAAGAUGGGCCUUCGCCUCAGAGCCAGUGUCCUCACACAUUCAGACUUCAGCCCCCGCUGCCCCAGGCUGUCUGUGGGGUCACACCUAGCUUUGCCCAGGUGCUGGGGGGUAGGCCAGGGCCUGCCUGGGCCAACGGGGUGGGUGGCCCUCUGGCACUGGCUGCUACCAUCCACCUUUUACUUCCCACCUGGCUCCAGAAGCUGCCUAGGAUCCCCCAAACAGGGCCUGGGUCAUCUCCCUGGACCUCACCCACUCAGGCACAUAGUCCAGGUCCUUCUGGGAUGACCAGUAGAGAGAAAGGGCACUAGGAAGUCACAGGCACCCCUCUCUCCUUACUGGGCCAAAGAAAACAUCAAGAAUCUGUCCCUUGGUGCAGAAGUCAAGGGUCAGGGUUAUGGGGGGAAGGGGGGCUGCCAGCAAAACACUCGUUUAUCUGGAACCUUCCUGGCCACAGUUCUGGCUGCCCUGCUGCACUGGUGUCCCCCACCGGUCAGUCUCAGCUGAGGGCAGCCUCCUGGAGGCUCUGGGCAGAACCCUCCUUCAGGAGAGCGUGUACCACUACCCCUGGGGCUCCCCAGACCACUCAACCUGACCCACUGAUAGGACCCCAGAAUCUGUCUCAUGACUGCUGUAGGCCAGCUAUCUGGGGAGCUGUGUGGUAUAGUAGGGAUCUGUCCUUAGUGGAGUCCACUGAGUGACCCCUGAGGCCCAAGGCCAAGGCCCCCUACCACCUAUCCCAGCUCGGAUGCACAGUAGGACUGCUGGAUCCAGGCCCCAUGACACCUGCCCUGACCUCAGUACCACAGCAGUGUAGCCCCGCUCAGGGUCGGAGCCUCCCAGAGCCAGCACCAUCCUGGCCGCCAGGGCAGCCCAGACCAGCUCGUCCACCUCUGGGUGGCCGCUGACUCUCAUUGGCCACUCAUGGACCUUGGCCCAUGUCCCAGGCAUGGACGGUGGUCAGUCUCUUUUUUUAUAUGUGCAGAAAAUUGUUUUUAUGUGAACUUUCUCACAGUUUGUAGGUAUUUUUGAUAAUCCCAGUACCGAGGAGAAAUAAGGGGCACUGGUUUCCCCCGGCAGCUGCCUCGUGAUGGCUGGAUCUGAAAUCCUAGGUGGGUCCGGCUUGAUGUCUUGCAGUUGCACCUGUGGGAAGAAACCGUCCUCUCUUCUUUCUCCUCUUCCAGGUUUUCUAAAAGUCCUCAGAGCAAUAGUGUUCCCCAUGUCUAUCCUUGUCCUCCGCUCAGGCCCACAAGGGCCGUCAGGCUUUCAUUAAAGUCUUGAUGCCAGGCCUGCCCUCCUGCCCCACACUCACCGAUGCCCCCCACACCUCCCAGAAGCUCACUCUUGAACUGGAAAAGGGGGGAAGGCAGACAGAUCUUCACAUUCCCCGGCCUCCCAUGCUGGCCCCUGCCUGCCACCAGGGCCUGCUCACAGCCGACCUUGUUCUCACCUCUGUGUGAGGUAGAGCAACAGUGGCCAGUGACCACGAGACUGGCCAUCAAGGCCCUUCGUAAAAAAUGACACUUGUUUUUUCAUUUAAUCCUUACAACCAAGCUGUGAGGUGACUAGUAACGGUUCCCGUUUUGUAAGUGAAGAAGCUGAGCCUCAGGGAAGUGACGCUGAGGCUUAGCCUGUAUCUUGACUUUGAAGUGCUUGAUGUUGCACUGCAGCCCGACCCUUCCCCCCUGUCUGUAGCCACAGAGAUGAAAAACCUUCAAACCAGAAUGUCUCUCGUUGUCCUCCAGCCUUCAGAUCAGGUGAGGUGGGAGCCAGCGAGCUAGGCUGCGCUUCCAUGCCCCUUACGGGGGAGGGCGCCUAAGCCUACUGGGUGCUUCCAGACACGAGCGGGUGGAGGGCAGUGGCAACCAAAUGGCCCUGCUGUGCUGGGCCGGGAAGGCUGGCUCCACUUGCAUAAUCUUGGCCCUAUGGAAGGCGCUGACUGGAGGGGGGUUUCCUGUAUCUUCAUCCAAGGCCUCUGCCUGACCCCCCCACUGUGCCCCCAGCUGUCCUUGUCACCUCUUUGCCACUUUCCGCCCAUCCCCAACAUGUUCUAUAAUAAAACUGGAGGAAUGAGGGUGGUUCUAAGUGCCUUGCCUUUGAGCGGGGUGUUGUUCAGUUGUGUCCUCCUUGGCUGGACUGCUGGGAUGGGCCUGGUGGAUGGUCAAGGAAGCUUGGCUGGAACGCCCCUGGGGACUAUCUUACCCAUCCCUAUAGGGCUGCAGUGAUUUACUUAAAGGCGUGACAGGCCAGUAGAAGUUACUAUUCUUAGAAGGGGGAGGAGAAAAUCUGGCACUCUGUAUUGAGAAAGAUUUUCUGAAGUUAAAUCUGUUGUCUUAGAAUCAGAGCCUGAGAUAGGCAUUAGGUCAUUCUAAGGUGUGCACUUCAGGGAAGCCUGUGCAGGAGCUGAGGCAGAACUGAAACGGGAAUACUGAGCAGGGAUAUAGUCUUAAAGCUUAGCCCUGCGCUGGACCCAGGGGAACGACCCGGGGGCCAUAAACCACACCCCAGAGCUGAACUGGCCUCUGGCCUCCCCCUUGGUCCUUGCCUUGGGGGUCUGGGGCUGUGGAGUGCAUCCCAAGUUGGGGCCUCCAUGCUCCCUCCUGCAAGAGCAAUUUUCAGGAGAAGGGGAUAGCUGCGAGCAGCCAACAGUGGCCAGGGAUGGAUAUACUGGCAGGCCAGAGGGACAGCCUGGGUGCAGGCACAGCAUCUAGCAGCCACACAGAGGGAGCAAAGCUAGAGCUGCCUGCAAAGCCCACCCUUGCCAGGAACGUGCAACGAUUAAAGCCACGCUUUGCCCUCCUGGAAAGGGCUAGACCUGGAAGUCAACCUUCACCAUGUGGAAAUAUGGUGGGAUCAGGCUGGAAAACUGAGGUCUCCUGCCAGGACCAGCUACAUAAUUUCCCCCAGCCAGUGCAAAAUGAAAAUGCAGAGCUCCUGGCUUAAAAAAAAUGAAUUUCAUGAGGGCAAGAGCAGAAUAUUUAAAACAAGAGCACAGAGUUCUGAAUGUGAGGGCCUGUGCAUCCGCGUAGGUUGUCGCCCAGGAAGCCAGCCUGCCCCUAGCAGCUACAACUUGAAGGCUUGGAAACCAGCACCCUUCAGCCUGGGAGCCAGGCGCGGCAUCCUGAGGGUAGAAGCAGGAAUGUGACCCAGGCCUGAUGCCAUGGAGACCAGGGCCUUGAGGCAGAGCGUGGGGGCGUGUGGAAUGAUGUGGUCUCCCUCAGUGUCUUUGGGGUCUUGCCCAGUAAUCCACCCAUCUGACCAACUCAGAUACCAUGGGGGUGUGUGUGUGUGUGUGUUAACUGACGGCUAAAAUGAGAGGAAGCCACAGAGUGCGGGAGGGAAACGGACCCACUCUUGCUGGGGA
Molecule: messenger RNA, 5073 nt
Organism: Talpa occidentalis (Iberian mole)
Lineage: Eukaryota; Metazoa; Chordata; Mammalia; Eulipotyphla; Talpidae
Gene: SELENON
Product: selenoprotein N
Exons: 12
Biological process (GO): skeletal muscle fiber development; calcium ion homeostasis
Cellular component (GO): endoplasmic reticulum membrane
Molecular function (GO): calcium ion binding
Source: RefSeq, a predicted model, not a curated record